Messenger RNA from Acanthosepion pharaonis, 1953 nucleotides. The record is from the annotation of a GenBank genome assembly. NCBI's taxonomy places the organism in Eukaryota, Metazoa, Mollusca, Cephalopoda, Sepiida, Sepiidae.
AUGCACGCUAUUUUUUCCACCUACUGGAAACCGGUUCAACAUUUUACCCCUUUUCUUCCUUCCCAUAAUUUCCCUCUUUUUUUCCUGUGGCUAUUCAGGGAUUUCUAUCUAUCUAUCUAUCUAUCUAUCUAUCUAUCUAUCUAUCUUUUCUAUCUAUCUAUCUAUUCUAUCUAUCUAUCUAUCUAUCUAUCUAUCUAUCUAUCUAUCUAUCUAUCUAUAUAUAUAUAUAUAUAUAUAUAUAUAUAUAUAUUUAUUCAAACAGGCUUGUUCUUUCUUUCUUUCUUUCUUUCUUUCACUGAUUUAUUCAUUCAUUCAUUCAUUCAUUCUUUCUUUUUUUUUUUGCAUUUUAAUUUUCAUUUUAGUUCAUUUCCUUUCGUCUUCAUCUGCUUUUUUUCUUUUCAAGUUUUUAAAUUUUCGUUCACUUCUUUUCUUUCUUUUUAUUUCCACGGUUCUUUCUUUCUUUCUUUCUUUUUUCUUUCUUUCUUUCUUUCUUUCCUUUCUUCUUUCUUUCUUUCUUUCUUUCUUUCUUUUUUUUGCAUUUUAAUUUUCAUUUUAGUUCGUUUCCUUUCGUUUUUGUCUGCUUUUUUUCUUCAAGUUUUUAAAUUUUCGUUCAAUUCUUUUUCUUUCUUUUUAUUUCCACUUUACCUUUUUCCUUUCGUUUUGAUUCGCCUCUUUUUCCUUCUUAUUCAAACCUACUGUUCGUUAACUCAUUCUUUCUUUGAUUCCUUCGUUCUUUCUUUCUUUCACUCAUUUAUUCAUUCAUUCUUUCUUUCUUUCUUUGAUUCUUUGCAUUUUCAUUUUCAUUUUAGUUCGCUUCCUUUCGUUUUCGUCUUUUUCUUUCUUUUCAAGUUUUUAAAUUUUUGUUCACUUCUUUUUCUUUCUUUUUAUUUCCACGUUUCUUUCUUUAUUUCUUUCUUUCUUUCUUUCUUUCUUUCUAGUUUACCUUUUUCUUUUCGUAUUGAUUCGCCACUUUUUCCUUUCACUUUCAAACCCACUGUUCCUUAUCUCAUUCUUUCUUUCGUUUAUUUUCUUUUUUUUAAAUUUCGCAUUUGCUUUUAUUUCUUAUCAAUGGCCAACUUUGUGAUGCUAAAUCUGUGCACAUUUGGUAGACGGAUACCUGUUGCUUAUCACUUCCUUUUUCUUCAGUUUUUCUUUUCAAUUUUCCUUCAUUUAGCCUUUAUUCGUGUUUCGCUCUUUCACAUUUUCGUUCACAUUUGUCUUUUUUUUGUAUUUCGUUCACUUUUUUUUUUCUUAUUUUACUUUUGUAUUUUCCUUGUUUUGUUUUCUUUCUUUCAUUUUAUCUUUUUCGCAUUCACCUUCUUCUUUUUUCAAUUUUCUAUAUUUCCUUCUUUCUUUUUGUUUUUUUACUUUCUUUCCUUCCUUUCUUCCUUUGGACAUUCAUUUAUUCUUUCUGUCUUUCUAUUUUCUCUUUCUUUUUCUUUCUUCAUUUUUUUCUUUCUUUCUUUUCAAUUUUUUCCGUUUAGAUUUCUUUCUUUUUUUAUUUUGUCUUUAUAUUCUCCUUGCUUUGUUUUAGUUUAUUUUUAUUUAUUUCACCUUCUUGCCUUCUUUUUUAAUUUUCUUUCUUUCUUUCUUUCUUUCUUUCUUUCUUUUGCAAUAUUUUACUCUCUUUCCUUGCUUCAUUCUUUUUUUUUGCAUGCUUAUUUUCUUACCAUGUUUUGCUUCAGUCAUUUUUUUUUAUUUCACGUUCAACUUUUUUCUUUUUUUUAUUUUUCUUUUCAUUUUCAUUUUUUUAAUCUUUUUUUCAUUCAUUCAUUCUUUCUUUCUUUCUUUGUUGUCGUCAUAAAUGUUAUCAUUUCGCUGUUGUCUCUUAGUCUUUCUUAUUUUCCUUACUUUCUUUUUCCGCCUACACUUCUCUCUUUUACUUUUCCAUCCUUGUUUUUCUCCUUCUUCCUUUUUUUUCAUAUCUUCUUUUCUCCCAUCAAAUGUAGGUAA